UAUCAGGUUCUGAUCACUAACAAAAACCUAAAUUACACAUUCAAGGUAUAUUAAUUCAUUCUAAUACACAAACCAAAAUGGUAAUCUGUGUAUUUUUCUUCUGGGGGUUCCUGAGUUUUGCUGGGUGUGAUGUAGACAAGUCAUUUGUGAACAGUAGCUGGCCACUUCCGGUCUUCCAGCCAUCGCACAGGACCCACAGGGUCCGCAGGUUUUCGACUAAAGAAAGAAGUAAUUUUAACGAGGAGGAAAAAGAAAUCAUCCUGAAACGUCACAACGAUUUGAGAAAAUCUCAGGGGUCAAGUAACAUGAUCCGACUGGAAUGGAGUGCGGAAGUAGAGCGCAGUGCCUUACAUGUUGCUGAGAUGUGUUCGUUUAAGCACAGUAGCGACUCGGUGAGAUCAAACAAAGCGGGUUACAGAAUACUUGGUGAAAAUAUUCAUGUACGUAGCACUGCCGUUUUGAAAGACGUCGGUGCUUUCGUUCACGAAUUCAACAAAGAAGAAGUCAACUGGGAUUACGAGGGGAUGAAAUGUAAACAGGGAAAAUGCGGUCACUACACUCAAGUAGUUUGGCCGACAACAGAAGUUCUGGGAUGUGCAGCCAAGUGGUGUGACACCCUGAUUGGAGUUUCUACCUUUACAAAAGGCAGCUUGUAUGUCUGUCACUAUGGACCCAACGGGAACAUAAAUUUAAGUAAAUCCAAAAUUUAUAAAAAGGGACCAGCGUGUUCGGCCUGCCCCAAAGGAUUCCCACACUGUAAUGAUCAAAUGUGUAGUAAAGUCGCGUGUCCACCUGAUGAAAAGUCACUAGCCACGAGACGCUCGUAUUCCAUAACCCUGGUUCUGUGUCUCUUGUUGUGUAGCUACCUUCACAGGUAG
Physella acuta is the source of this 878-nucleotide messenger RNA. RefSeq names its product peptidase inhibitor 16-like. Gene Ontology annotation, cellular component: extracellular region. Lineage: Eukaryota; Metazoa; Mollusca; Gastropoda; Physidae. The record is from RefSeq and is a predicted model, not a curated record.